UUCAUCUUGAUUCUCGCCUAGCAGUUUCAUCCAUUUCACCCCGACCCUCUCAUUCUUUCGUGCAAAAACUCGCGCACUCUUUUGCUGCCAUGACCUUCAAAAGCUCAGAGUUGUUGAACGCGAAUGGCCUUCCUUUGCCAUCUGGUGACGUCCAAGUGAUAAAGAAUGGUACACUCCCUACCAUUUCUGAACUCGAUCCAUCGAAACUCAGUGUGACUUUGACCACUAUUCCCAAGUCUCUGCCACAUCCCGACAGCCUGGUAUUUGGGCAGGAAAUGACCGAUCAUAUGCUGCUCAUGUCCUACGACCCUUUGACCGGAUGGUCGGCACCGGAGAUCAAACCAUAUGGGCCACUGAGCAUAGACCCUGCUAGCUCAUGCUUUCAGUACUGUCCAAAUGUAUUUGAGGGUAUGAAAGCAUACAUCGGUCCAGAUGGGAAGCCACGCUUGUUUAGGCCCGAUCUAAACAUGGCACGCAUGAAAAAAUCGAGCGAUCGCGUUGCGCUACCUCCUUUCAAUACUGGUGCUCUGCUGACGCUCAUCAAGAAGCUCAUCUUGGUCGAUGCCCGAUGGAUCCCUAAAGCCAAAGGGUGCAGUCUCUACAUUCGUCCAACGAUUAUCGGCACCCGACCAGCUCUUGGCGUAUCCGCUUCAACACACGCUAUGCUGUAUGUCAUCAUGUCCCCUACAGGUCCCUACUUCAAAGUCCCAACCGGUAUCUCUCUCCUGGCUGUUGGUGACCACGUCCGCGCUUGGCCAGGAGGCACUGGUGGUUACAAGCUCGGCCUCAACUAUGCCCCUGGAUUCCACCCGCAACGUUUAGCGCUGCAGCAGGGGUAUCAGCAAGUGUUGUGGCUACUUCGCGAGACCAUCACGGAGGCUGGCGCCAUGAAUAUCUUUGUAGUAUUGAAGCGGGAUGAUGGCGACCUCGAUGUGUUCACACCUCCGUUGGACGGCACUAUUCUGCCAGGCGUUACCCGCGCUUCUGUCAUCUCGCUGCUCGCAGCGCACCCAACCGAGACGUCCCUUCCCGAGCUCUCGAACAACACGCAUCUCCAUACUCGCGAGCAACCCAUCACCAUGCCAGAGAUCGCAGCAUGGUCCGAAUCGGGUCGCCUGUCGGAAAUCUUCUGUGUUGGAACCGCUGUUGUGGUCACGGCCGUCUCGCGCAUUGGUUGGAAGGGCAAAGACAUCGUGUUGCCUGAGUACAGUAAGGCUUUGGGGCCCGUCGCGAGGGCCCUCUGGGAAAGGCUGGUAGAUAUUCAAGAGGGGCGGAUCGAAUGGCAAGGCUGGAGUACUCCUUGCUUCUAGGCGUAUAAAAAAAGUAAACACAAGACGUCUGAUAGACGUGUAAAGUAAUACAUAAUCAAACUACAUCUGACAUUC
Molecule: messenger RNA, 1385 nt
Organism: Heterobasidion irregulare TC 32-1
Lineage: Eukaryota; Fungi; Basidiomycota; Agaricomycetes; Russulales; Bondarzewiaceae
Exons: 6
Coding region: 90-1310 (406 amino acids)
Biological process (GO): L-leucine biosynthetic process; L-valine biosynthetic process
Cellular component (GO): mitochondrion
Molecular function (GO): branched-chain-amino-acid:2-oxoglutarate transaminase activity
Source: RefSeq, a predicted model, not a curated record